Messenger RNA from Dicrocoelium dendriticum, 471 nucleotides. Lineage: Eukaryota; Metazoa; Platyhelminthes; Trematoda; Plagiorchiida; Dicrocoeliidae. The record is from the annotation of a GenBank genome assembly.
AUGUGCCACCCCGGGGGAGCGGGGGGGGGGGGGGGGGGGGGGGGGGGGGCGGGGGGGGGGGGGGGGGGGGGGGGGGGGGGGGGGGGGGGUGGGGGGGGGGGGGGAAGGGGCCCCCCCCAGUCCCCUUUACCGCCCGCCCCCCAAACCCCCCCCCAACAAAAACGGACCCAUGCUCUCUCGAGGGCUCGGGGAACCUUCACUUUAUACAUUGAGUGCGCGUACACACAUUACCAAUGGGCACACAGCUGUACUGGCGUUACCACCCACCCAUCUCCACCGUGCCUCACCCCACGCAAUCGACAACAACACCGCUCGUUCCAUCACUACCACAAAAACACCGAUCCCGACACCCCACAACACCAUCCGAGCCCGCCCUCAAACAGUAAGAGUGCAACAAAAACACAAGGAAUAAAUAAAAAUUCUCUAUGGGGGGGGGGGGGGGGGGGUGGGGGGGGGGGGGUGAAAAAAUAG